AUGUCUACAAAAAUUGAAGAGAUUCUUCAAAUCAUCGAAAAUAAAGACGAGUUUCAAAAGUUAAUACAAACAAGAAAGAAUGAUUACGAAAAAUUGCAACAGGAAAUUUUGUUGAUUAUAAAUAAUGUUUUAGAGGAAUAUAUGGAUAAAAAAGAUGGAAAAAGUUUAUUAUUAAUAUUAGAUAGAAUUAAUAAAGUAUUAAAUGAAUUAUUUACGAAAAGAGUAUUAUUCAAAGAUGGGUUAUCGAUUGUUUUGGAGAGUCAAGUUUUAAUGUUAAAACAACUAUCACAAUGGCCAGUAACAAAGAAUUCAUGUUCAUUACAUAAAAAAUGGAUAUUAAUCGGUGGUGUAUUUGCAGAGCAAAAAAUGUUACAGAGAUGCAUCGAAUCAAUGAACGAAUUUUUAAAGAUACUGCCAGUGGUUCAGAAGACUUAUCCAGAUAGCGAAUUCGAUUAUUUUGAAAAGACAACUGUUCAUGCAAUGUUUACUAAAUUACAAUGUUUUGAAGAUUUAAAAUUACUCCAGCAACCACCCAAUUCACCACUAUUUCAACAUUUUAUAGAGUCUUAUAAACAAUGGUUCCAGUGUCGUUUUGAAGUUGUUGAUAAGCCAAAUAUCUACCAUGAUGCUUUAUUUGUCAAAUUUUAUAAUAGAACUGUAUAUAUACUUCAAAGAUAUAAAUCACCCGAAGAUAACCUUCUCCCCAAAGAUAUUAGAGACUCUAUCAUUUUACACUGUAGUUUUUUAGCUUGGAGCUCACUUUCAAAAACUUUUUCACCACACAGAUUCUUUGAUAGACUAUUAGUAUUUUUAUUGGCUGUUCACAAAAAAAAUUAUUAUAUAGAACCAAAUUGUUGGAAAAUUUUACAAGAUAUUUUAAAUAUUAUUAAAUCAAAUUUAUUUUCAUCAAUGAUAACACAACCAACACUAGAUCCAUUAUUUAUUGCAUCAUUAUCUGUUAUUUCAAAUUGGGCAAUUGAGCUUAAAAAUUAUCAGUUUUUAAAUGAAUUGGUUGACAUUCAAAGUGAAUAUAUAAAAAGUAAAAAAGAAAAUAGAGAAGUUAUAAAAUAUUUUCAAACUGAAAUAAUAAUAUUACAAUUGUAUUUUUGGACAAAUAAGACUUUGGUAUUGGCAAAUAAAAUAAAGCAACAAAAGCAACAAGAUGACUCAAACAACCCAGAAAUGGAAAGAGAAUUACACAAAACUUUAUUAAUGAUACAUCAGUUAACCGAAAAGGCAUUGAUGAAUACAGAGUUUUUAAUAGAUAAUACAAAUUCAAUGUUAUUGGUAGAUUCAAAAUUUAUUUAUUUCAAAAUUUUAGGUUUAUUGUUACAAAGUCUAAUAGAACAGGGUUUAAUGUCAACAUUUAAAGAGAAACAGUUUAAAAUCGAAAUAUCUCAACAAAUUCAAUUGUUCAAUCAGUAUUAUUUAUUAAUGCCUUCACUUGUAAUUAAAUGGAUGCAAUCAUUCCAACAAUCUCAAAAACUCUUACCUGUAAAUAAAAUGAAUCCAGCCAAUGUACUUUAUAUCGACGAUUUCUUAAAGAGUUAUUCGUAUUCUCUUUAUGAAUACUUCAAGAGAUUCCAAGGGGUUAUACCAGACGAUUUUAAAUCUCAAUUUAACGAUAUUAAUCGUGACUUGCUUACUAUUUCCUUAGAGUUCUGUAGCGGUAAUGGUUUGGAGGAGCUUUCAAGUUUUUUCUAUAAUAUUGGUACUCAUUUUUAUAAACUCACACAACCUCACGAUUAUCAAUUAGCAAUCUUUUACCUCGAGGGUUCAAUUAAACUAUUGGAUAAGUCAAUGCUAGUUAUCAAAAGUAAACCUGCCUCUAAUAGUCCAGCUUUAGUUGCCGCAAAUGCAUUGGCCAUCGAACAACACUAUGAAUCUUUAUCAUCAAGCUUCUUUUAUUUAUCCCAAGUUUAUUUAAAGGUUAAAAACUAUUUAAAAUCCCAUCACUAUGCAGUAGAAUCAAUUAAAUCAUUCCUUAGAGAUAAGAAAUCUUUUACAGAGGUAAUUCAUAAUAACACCACUUCAUCAAAGCGUAGAUCUAUUCAAGAGAUUUUAAGAAAUUUGGCAUUUACUCAACUACACCUCUUUAACCAAACCCAAAAAACCAAAUCAAACUAUUCAGAUCUUUUAUUUAUCAAUGAUAUAGUCUCUAUUGAUAAUAAGAGUUUUAAUUUGGAUUUUAAAAUUCAACUCUACGAUAUGGCUCUUUUAAAUUUUACAAAUAUUAUCAACGAAAUCAAUGGUCACCAACUGCUAUACAUCCAAAUUGACAAAAUUUUAAAUGCUCUUCCUAUCGAAAGCCACCCAAUACUUCAUGGUAGAUUUUUAAUGGAAAAAGCAAAGGUUCUAAGAUUCUAUAAUCCAGAGCAAAACGAUAUUGAAUCAGUAUUCCAACAAUCAAUAGAUUUUAUUAAAACAACUAAUUUAGCAAGUGAUCAACCAUUCGAAUCAGCAAUAUUUAAUGAGUUGGCCAAGGUCCAUUUUUGGAGAGCAAUUACUUUUGUAGAAUUACACCAAAAUCAAUGUAAAGAUAUUAUUAAAUAUUUAUCAAGUGAUCAGGAAGAACAAAAAUUAAAAUCAAAUACCCCAUAUCAUCACGAAAGCGAAAGCGAAUUAUUUGUAUACACUUCAUCAACGUCCAUUUGUAAUUUUAUUAAAGCAACUGACCAAAAUAGAUUCCGUUCACCAAUUGGAUCAGAGAAUAGUAUCAUUAGUAAAGAGUUUAAGCUUUCAUUAAAUCUUUGGUGCAAGUUAUUAGAAUCAUUAGUUAAACCACCAGCAACUGCUACAAUUCCUCAACAAAAAUCAAAUUCUAAUGAACCUUAUAUUAUAGAAAACUUAAAAUCAUUCAUCUCUCCACAUACUACAAUUUCACUUCUUUAUAAUAUGGCCGAUAUAUAUAGUUUUGAAGGUGACUAUGUUAGUUCAAUAUUCGCUUUAAAAUUAGUUGUUGGCUUUGUAAAAUGUCUUUUUUCAUGUGGUUCACUUUGUUAUCUUACAGAAAUUUCAAAAUGUUAUAAUUUAAUAAGUUCUCACUUUUUAGAAUUAAACAAUAUAUCAAAAUCAAAGUAUUAUUUAGAAUUAAAUGAAAGGCUAAUUAAAUCUUAUCAACCAAUUUUAAUUAAUGAAAAAUUAGAAUCUUUUCAAUUAAAUUAUUCAAUUCAUUCCUAUGAAUUAAAGUAUUAUCUAAAUCCUUCUGAUGAUACAGUUUGCAAUGAAAUUAUUAAUUUAUAUAACCAAUGUCUAAAACAAAUAGAAACAAAUUAUAAAUCAUUCGAUAUUUCGAUAUUUAUGAAAAUUUCAAAAACUGUAUCAAAUAUUUAUGUUUCACAAACCAACUCCGCCAUGGCUUUUGUUGUUUCAGAUAAAUUAAUUCAAUGUAUAUUUACUGCUAUGCCAAUAGAGUCUAUUGAUUUAUUAAAAGAGCAAAAGAAAGAAUUAAAACAACAACAACAACAGCAACCACAGACACCUAACCGCCAAAAUCAAUCACCAUCAUCAUCGUCAUCGACUCAACCAACAAAGGAAAUGUUUAGUUUACUUCCAGUUACAAGUAGUAAAUGGGCAUCUCUCAAAAUAUGUUUAGACUCGUUAUUACACAUUUCAAGUAUAUUUGAGCUUAGAGGUAGACCAAAAGAAGCUCAGUAUUAUUACGAAAGAGGGUUAUUAAUUGGUAUUAUUUAUGGUUCAAUUAAAGUUACAUGUGAAUUUCUUGUUGAAAUUGGUGAGUUAUUUUAUUCAAAGCAAAAUUAUGUGGAUAGUAAAAUUAAUUUGGAAUUGGUUUUGUUUUUAAUAUCAAGACAUUCAUCUAAAACUGGUGUCAUCGAACCAUCCCUUCAAAAACCAUCAAUUCUUUCAAAUAUGCUCUUGGGUGAUCUAUAUAGAAAACAAACAAUUAUUUCAAAAUCAAAGCUCCAUUAUAAGAAAUCACUUUCGCAUAUUAAAAAUUUAUAUAACGACGAAAACCAAUUAUUAUCAAAGUUUAACAAUUUAUUAAAUAUUACCAACGAUUCAACACCAAAAGAGGCCAGAUUAAUUAAACUAUUAUCAUCGAAGAGUACAGCAGCAGCAGCAAAUUCAUUGGUAAAGUCAAAGUCAAAUUUAAAACAACAGCUACAGCAACAGCAACAACAACAACAGCUUAUGCAACAGCUCGAGCAAGAUGAACAGACAAAUGUAAUUGACCAAAUCAUUGAUUCUACAGCUUGGGAUAAUAAAGGUUUUUUGAAUAUUGAAGAAAUUAAAAAUCAUUUGUCAUCUCUAGAACUCCGUAUUAAAGGUAAAAUAAUUAAAUUAUUAAUUGCACAAAAGAAAUAUGAUUCAGCUAUAGAUUCUUUAGAACAACUUAUCCAAUCAAGAGAUUCAGAUCCAGAACAUAAAUAUUGUAAUGAUAUUACCCUAUCAAUUUUAGAAUUUCAUCUGGGUAGAGCAUAUUAUCUUUCUGUAGAUAGCGAUUAUAAAGAUAAAAUUUGGUCAAGAACCAUUAGUGUAAAUAAUUUUAAAGUUCAUCCAUCAAUUUCAUCCGCCAGAGAGUUGUUACUAAGGUCAUUUGAUAGAGUCGGAAAAUAUAAUUUGAUAAAGUUAAACUCUCUUAUUUGUAAAUUCCUCGCUCUCACCACCGGUCAACUAUUACCAUUUGUAACUUGCCAUUUCAUCAAUCUUUCUAUUGGUAUCAAAGCUAAGCAUGACAUGCAGUCCAUUUUACAUUAUCAAAAAUCAGAGAAGGUUAUGAAGAACCAAGACCAUUUAUUAUCUACUAAAGAAUCCUUAUUUUCCUGGAACGGUGGCAUUGAUAUACCUAACCAACUUGGUGAUAUUACAUUUACAAAUAAAUUAAAGAAAAUCUAUAGUACCGACCUUCCAACCGAUUGGAGCACUUGUAGUUUGACUUUUGAGGAUGGGCACUUUAUCAUCUGCAAAUUGGUUUCAAACCAAAUUCCAAUUUUAAUUAGAUCAAAAAUACCACUAUUAAAUAAUGAAACAAACAGCAACAAAUUAUUUAGUGAAGAAAUUAAUAAGCAGGAAGAAGAAAAAGAAGAUUGUAAUGAUAGUAAAUUUAUUGAUAAAGAAGAUUUAGAAGAGGAAGAGGAGAUGGAAAUGGAACUCGAAGAGGAUUGUGAUUCAACUGAUACAGAAGAAUUUGAAAAUGUAAAUUACAUUAAAUCAUCGAAAGCAAUGUCAAUUGUUUCAUCAGCUUCAAACGUUAAAAUAGAAAGCUCCUAUUUGAACCAUGGCGAUAAUCUAUCUGAAGAAUCAGAGGAGGAAAAAGAAAUUGAUGAAGUUGGAGAAAAUUUAAUUUAUAAAUAUAAUAUUUUAGAUAAGAUUAGGGGUAAUCUCAAGGUUAUUGAAAGUGAAAACUUGUUUAACAAUAAAGAAAAUACACCAAAUGAUAAUGGAGAUAGUAGAAAAGCAUGGUUUUAUAAGAGAAAAACACUAGAGUUCGAAAUUGGGAAGGUGUUAUCUUUGGUAGAUUCUUUGUUUGGUCCAUGGAAAACACUAUUAAUUGGGUCAUUAGUAAAUCAGCAAGUAAAAGAAAGAUAUGAACAAACCAGAGAUUCAUUAAUGGAAAUUAUAAAUAAUCAAUUAUUUAUUGAAAGUUCAAAUAAAAAGACCAAAGGUAUAAAGAAGUUUGAUAGUGUUUUAUUUGAUUGCCUCUUUUAUGGUUUCCCAAUACUUAGUCAAAGAGCAAUAACAGAUGGUAUUAUAGAGUUGAUGGAGUAUCCAACCUUAGAUCAAAAUGCUUCUACUCUCGAUGGUCAUCCAAAUUUUCAAUCAAUUAUCGAAAUUUAUAAUUUAUUAUCAAGCGAAUGUAAGAAAUGUUAUCCCUCAAAUACCUUUAGCCUCUUUACAUCCAAUAGUAACCAAGUUUUAUCCACAUCACCUCCAACUACACCAUUAGCAAAUUUUUCUGCCCCAUCAAUGACCGAAUUUUUAUCACAGGAAAAACAACCAAUUGUAUUGAUUGUAGAUAAAUACCUUCAUUCUAUACCGUUUGAAUCAAUGGAACCAUUAGGUCAACUUUCACUUUAUAGAUUACCAUCAUUUACAUUCCAGAGAUAUCUUUGUUAUGAUCAACAAUCAAAUAGUUUCUCAAAGAAAAUGCCAGUUAUCGACCCAAAGAGUGUGUUUUAUUUACUUAAUCCAAAUGGUGGCCUAAAAGAAACAGAAGAAUAUUUUUCACCAUACUUUAAAAAGAAGUUCCCAGAAUGGAGCGGCAUUAUUGGUCAAACCCCAAACAAGCAACAAUAUAAAUCUGCUCUUGAAAACCAUGAUAUCUUUUUCUAUAUGGGUCAUGGUUCUGGUGAGCAAUAUUUCCGAGGCGAUCGUAUUCAAAAAUUAGAAAAGUGUAGUGUUGCAGUGUUAAUGGGAUGUAAGAGUGGUCAUCUCGAAGAACAAGGCGAAUUCGAACCAACAGGUGUAAUUUUAGAUUUCUUAUUAGCAGGUAGUAAAGGAGUUAUAGGUAAUGUUUUUGAUGUUCCAACUUCAGAUUGCGAUAGACUCACCAAAUCAUUUUUAAAUAAAUGGUUUUUAGACUUAAAAAAAAAUGAAUGUCAACCGAUGUCAAUAGAUAUAAGUUUGGCAAUUUCAAUGGCCAGAAAAUCAUGUGAAUGGAAAUAUUUGGUUGGUGGUUCAUGUAUAGUUUAUGGUAUACCAAUCAUAUUAAAAUCAUUUAAAUAAUACUUUUUAAUUCAAAAAUAAUAAUAAUAAUAAAAUAAUAAUAAUAAUAAUAAUAAUAGUUUUUAAUUCAAAUCAUUUUUAUAUUAAACAAAAUAAAAUUAAUUUUUUAUUUAUAUAAAAUAUAAAAUAAAAAAAAAAAAAGAAUAAAAAUAAUUUUUUUUUUCAAUAUAAUUAU
Messenger RNA from Dictyostelium purpureum, 6862 nucleotides. RefSeq lists its product as uncharacterized. The coding region runs from base 1 to 6687 and encodes 2228 amino acids. The transcript has 5 exons. Gene Ontology annotation, cellular component: cytoplasm; centrosome; nucleus. Gene Ontology annotation, molecular function: protein binding; cysteine-type endopeptidase activity. Gene Ontology annotation, biological process: meiotic chromosome separation; proteolysis. The record is from RefSeq and is a predicted model, not a curated record. NCBI's taxonomy places the organism in Eukaryota, Evosea, Eumycetozoa, Dictyosteliales, Dictyosteliaceae.